Punica granatum (pomegranate) is the source of this 755-nucleotide messenger RNA. Lineage: Eukaryota; Viridiplantae; Streptophyta; Magnoliopsida; Myrtales; Lythraceae. The record is from RefSeq and is a predicted model, not a curated record.
UUCUUCGAUUGCUUAAUUUCUUCCAACAGCUUCAUCGGAGGCGCAACAUGGGCACGACUUCGGCUUCAAGUAGUGCAAGGUCAAUCGACUCAGCUCGUUCAGAGAGCAGUUGGACUCCUUACAUAGUCGAUUUCUUGAUCCAUAAUGACAAUUUUCAAGAACGUAGUUGCUCGCUUUCUCCUGGCUCUGGUGAUGAUGAAUACCGUAGCUCUACCAUAGUUUCAGAUGCUGCCGCCAUGAAAUUCAGUAACGGGAACAGUGGUUGGCAAGGAGGAAGUCCUAAGAGAAUAUUGAACUUGAGGAAGAGGAAGACCAAGGAAGAAUUUCUGGUCGACGAGGCUUUGGAGGAUACUGCUUCUUCUCCAAAUAAUAGUCCUAAGAUUUGCGGCUUCAAAAGACCGGAUAUAUAUUCGAAGAAGAGAGACGACCAAUACUCAACUAUGGAGAAAGGAAAUGUUUCGGAGCAGGCAAAUGAUGAGAAAAAUGGUGCGAUGAGUAAUAGAGAAUGCGAUCAUCAGAGCACAGAGCUGAAGAGAAAAGGUCUCCGCUUAGUUCCUGUGUCUACGGUGGUUAAAUACCAGCUUGGCUAAUAUAUGUAUGUGUUCAUAUGCAUGAAGUUUCCAUCUUGCUGUUCUUGUACAUCCAAAAUCUCCCUUAUUAAUUUGUAUCUUUUCUCGUGAUGAUCAAUCUUUCUGUAAAUUAAAGCUGCUUGGGAUACAGUAAUUUGGGAAUAAACUUCUUUUGAUCCAACAAAA